AGCAUCGGAAAGAAUGAUAUUGUACAUAUGGUAGGGAUCUUCGGAGUUGGUGGAAUUGGAAAGACAACUAUUGCGAAAGCAGUAUAUAAUAGGAUUUCUUCUAAAUUUGAAGGUAGUUGCUUCUUAAAAAACAUCAGAGAAACUUCAAAGACCGAGUAUGGUCUGGUCCAACUACAAGAGACUCUUCUCUCUAAUAUCCUAGGAGCACCUUUGGUUCAUGAUAUUGGCCUCAUUGACAGAGGAAUCAAUGUGAUAAAGAAUAGACUUCGAUCUAAAAGAGUAUUUUUAAUUCUUGAUGAUGUGGAUGAUUGGGGACAAUUGAAAGCUUUGGCCGGAAAUCGUGAUUGGUUUGGUUUAGGAAGUAGAAUCAUUAUAACAACAAGGGAUCAAAAUUUACUGAGUAAUCAUGAAGUUGAUGCAACAUAUGAAGUGGAGGAAUUGAACCAUUAUGAAGCUCUAAAGCUAUUUAGUUUGUGUGCCAUUGAAAGAGAGAAACCGCUUGAUCAUAAGUACUUCGAACUUUCCAAACGUAUAAUACGUUAUGCAGGGGGCCUUCCUUUAGCUUUGGAAGUGCUUGGUUUGGAUCUACGUGGUAGAAGUAUACAUGAAUGGGAAAGUGCUUUGAAAGAUUGCAAAAGAAUUCCUCACAAGAAGAUUCAAAAAAUACUUAGAAUGAGCUAUGAUGAUUUGCGUGAAAGUGAGAAGAAUAUUUUUCUUGACAUUGCAUGUUUCUUUAAGGGAGAGAACGUAGAUUAUGUUGUGAAAAUAUUGGAUAGUUGUGGUUUAAAUCCAAAUAUUGGAAUAAAAAAACUGAUGGAUGAGUGUCUCAUUGCCAUUGAUGCUUGUAAUAAAUUUGAGAUGCAUGAUUUGCUACAAGAUAUGGGUAGAGAAAUUGUUCGAGAAGAAUCACCUAAAGAGCCCGGUGGACGUAGUAGAUUGUGGUAUCAUGAAGAUAUUCGCCAUGUACUUGAAGAAAAUACGGGAACAAACCAAAUUGAAGGCAUGCUGAUAGAUUUAUCUAAAGAAGACUUGAUAUGCUUGAGUUCGGAGGCAUUCGUGAAGAUGAAAAACCUGAGAUAUUUCAUAAAUCGUAAUGCAUGCUUCUAUGAGACUCCUAGUUAUCUUUCUAACGAGUUAAGAGUACUUAUUUGCAACAGAUAUCCAUCGCAAUCAUUGCCAUAUAAUUUUCAAGGAAAGAAAAUGGUUGAUCUUAGAAUAACGUGUAGCCUCCUCAAGGAAUUGGGAGUGGGAUUGCAGAAUUUCCAAAAGUUGACCAUAAUGGACUUCUCUCAUUCUGAAUUUCUGACAAAAAUCCCCGAUCUUUCUUGGAUUCCAAAUUUAGAGUGGUUGGAUUUUGCUAAUUGUACAAACUUAGUUGAGGUGCAUGCUUCUGUUGGAUCCCUUAAUAAGCUUGAGCAUCUCUCAUUUGCCCGUUGCACUAAGCUUACCAGUUUGCCAACAAGCCUCAAGUUUAGGUAUCUUAAAUGCCUCUGGGUUGAAGGUUGCUUAAGACUUCAAAAUUUCCCUGAAAUCGAGUUUGAAAGGGAAUAUUUAGGUUUUCUUAGUUUAGCAAACACCGAUAUAAAAGAAUUGCCUUUAUCUAUUGGGCACCUCUCUAGGCUUUUAGAAUUAGAUCUAAGAAGCUGCAAAAAUCUUGAUGAUUUUUACUCAAUAGACCUUCCAAAGCUGAUGCACCAUAGAGCAAGAAAUGAAGAGGACAGAUGCACCAUAGAGCAGUUCAAUCAGAUGCACCCUCCCACUUUUGAUGGUCGUGGCGACCCGACCUUGGCUGAGGAUUGGAUCCCGGACAUUGAGGAGCUGACCGGUGAGGCUAAACGAUGGUGGAUAUCGGAGAGAACCAUCAGGGAAGCUGAUGGGAGGGGAGUGGUUAGUUGGCCCCACUCCAAGCAGCUUUUCUUUGACCGUUUCUUUCCAAGAUCAAUUAGGGAUGCUAGGGCCAAGGAUUUUGCCGACUUAGUGCAGGGUACUAUGAUGGUGCACCAGUAUGCGGCCAGAUAUGUUGAACUAUCACGCUUUGCCUUAUAUCUAAUACCCGAUGAGGAGAAGAAGACCUGA
This is a messenger RNA of Juglans regia (Persian walnut), 2076 nucleotides long. RefSeq names its product disease resistance protein RUN1-like. Lineage: Eukaryota; Viridiplantae; Streptophyta; Magnoliopsida; Fagales; Juglandaceae. The transcript is spliced from 6 exons. Gene Ontology annotation, molecular function: ADP binding. The record is from RefSeq and is a predicted model, not a curated record. Gene Ontology annotation, biological process: defense response. Bases 28 to 2076 code for a protein of 682 amino acids.